Molecule: messenger RNA, 4056 nt
Organism: Exophiala mesophila
Lineage: Eukaryota; Fungi; Ascomycota; Eurotiomycetes; Chaetothyriales; Herpotrichiellaceae
Exons: 1
Coding region: 970-3276 (768 amino acids)
Biological process (GO): DNA alkylation repair; DNA repair
Cellular component (GO): nucleus
Molecular function (GO): dioxygenase activity
Source: RefSeq, a predicted model, not a curated record
AUACAGCACAGCACAUCACAUCUCUUGUGUGCCUGUGCCUGACGAGUGACACUGCACUGACGACGGUCCCGAUCACAGUCGUCACGCACCAACCCCCCCAUCCUCUCCUCGUCUUGCUUCGUCUGACAUUUCCGCUUUCUCCAUCGUAUCCAUUUUCAUCGCUCCCACUCGCGUGUCGCCUGCAAGUCUUCUCUUCCGAUUCUGCUUUUGCUCUCCUGCUGGAGGGCUGGGUUGUGCUAUGAUACUAUACUCAAUACUCGUCCAUCCGGCGACCGUCUUCUUCUCAUUUCGACGCAACAUGCAACAUCCCUCCUGAACCCAACAUAUCCAUUUCCAUUUCUAGCCAAACGAUCAGACGCCGGCCCUUCUUCUCAUACCUCGGUGAUCAAGGUUCGACUUUGAUCUCCCGUUGCUAGUCCCCCCCACUGCCACAUCAUCCUCCACCCUGACACAUCUUGCGGUGGGAUUAUAACCCAUAUUUGAUCUACCGCCAUUCACGUCGCAGAGUAUUUGGACUUUCUUAAAAGCACAAGUCCCAACUCAAUCCUGUAUAUUGCGCAAACAAUAAUCUCUGCCCUCUCGUUCUCAGCUUCCUUCAACUCACCCCUGGUGUCUCGACCCACUCCAUACAUCUCACCAACGCUGACUAUUUCAAUUCCAGCGGUCUCUACUCGCUUCGACUCCCCAGUAUCCCUCUUGUCCAACCACGUCUCGUGUACCCACUUCCGCUUUCGUCUCGCUUGUCAACUCCCAAAGCCUUCUAGGCUAUUUCCACCUUUCCCAAUCUUCUCCUCAUAUCACAGCAGCCAUCCACUCAUUCCGACUCACAACACUUCACGUGGCAUACUCAUCUAUAUGCUUUCUGACUGAGUCAUCCAAAUACUUUUCUUCCAUAACACGACUCUUCUAGUUUCUUGGGUUGGUAUGUUUGGUUGGACCACAGAAUGAGACAGCCAUUGGCGACAAAUCAUGCUGUUCCCCGCCGGUUCGUUGCCUUCUCCGCCACCCAUUGACACCAAGAAAGCGUUGCUGCUUCUCGACUUCCAGAAUGAGUUUGUGAGCGCAGAAGGAAAGAACCUCAUUCCAAAUGUCAAAACUUUCAUAUCAAAAUUACCCUCUCUCAUUUCCGAGUUUCGUACCAAAGGAGAAGUCAUUUGGUGUGGCACAGAAUUCGUCCAUCCUCGUUCUUCUCUCUCAGAAACGACAGGGUCUCAGUGUAUUCUCUCGAAUCAAUCAUUGACACUGCGCGAAGAUGACUAUGAUGGUGAUGAUGACGACGAAUACACCAGAACCAGGCCCACCAUCGCCGUUGAAGACUCGCCGUCAAGCAGCCCAGCGCCCCACCAUCUGAUCGAUCCUGAGGCAUUCCUUGGGCCACUCAAGCCCUCAGGUGCCAGAUGUUGCCUCCCUGGAUCUGCAGGCGUCGAAUAUCCAAAGGUCCUUCAGCCCGCAAUCGACCAACGACGCGAUCUAGUAUUUCUAAAGUCCCAUUACUCGGCAUUUGUGGAUACUCCACUUCUCACCCAUCUACGGACAAAUCUCAUUACUGAACUUUAUGUCUGUGGUUCCAUGUCCAAUAUUACAGUCUACGCCACCGUUCUGGAUGCUGUCUGCCAUGGCCUGCAGGUUUGUGUUGUUGAAGACUGCCUAGGAUAUAUCAACGAACGCUGCCACAUUGAAGCAAUGUGUCACAUGGCCGACAAUAUGGGCGCAAAUGGCAUUGACUGUCAGGAACUACGCGACGAUCUCGCUGGCCUUUUGGGCGAUGUUGUCCGAGAACAGGAUUUUGGGGCGACCUUUGAGAUCCGCCUGCCUGUUGCCCCCCCUUCCACCACGAGACCUCGUGCCACUGCGCAACAAGCUGAUCAAUGGGCCUCCUACUUUCACGCCGAGUCUGGUCAAGAAGCGGAGUCGAAGAGUGCCAGAGAAGCGCCAAGCCCGCGAGAACAAGGAGUCAUCCAACAUCACUCAUAUGCGAAUAGUGAGUCAUCAUCUUGCAAAGAGCCCAGGCGUACUUCUCCUUGCCACAGUCCUCCUCGAAAGAGGUCACCUAGUGCUGUAGAUCCCCCCGAGCAAGAACCUCUCCCCAAAUCAUCGCACAAACCUUCCAACCGUGUAUCGAACCCGAGAACUCUGACUGAACAACCAAACACACAGGACUCCCAGCCAGUACAUGACCUAUCAUCUGCAAAACACUCACAGACAGCUAUCGAUGCUGCAAUGUCCGCCAGCAUGCCCCUUGACGAGACCAGCACAGACGUUGAUCAGAGCGAGAUUAAGAUCCAGCCAGAUUCCAAGCAGAGUGUCACAGGCCUAGCACCCAACCAAGACAUUCUUGAUUUGUCAGGUGCAUCAGCGGGGAAGAAAAAGAAGAAGUGGGAAGCAAGAAUACUAGAGUCAGGAGAUGUCAUGGGACAAGGCGAUUCUUUUCUACAUGUCCAUCUUCUCGACUCCGAAGACGCCAGCGCGGCGUUUUAUACAUGCAGGAACUCGGUCCAGUGGCAGAAGAUGUUUCACAGAUCGGGCGAAGUCCCUCGCUUGGUAGCUGUCCAAGGAUCAGUCUCAAAGAACGGAUCGCAAGUUCCUGUGUACAGGCAUCCCGCUGACGAAUCGCCGGAGCUACGACCGUUUGAUUUGACGGUUGAUGGUCUCAGAAAGGAAGCAGAAAAGAUCGUCGGUCACCCUCUGAAUCACGUGCUGAUCCAGUGGUAUCGCAACUGCGAGGACAAUAUUUCGGAGCACUCAGACAAGUCUCUCGACAUUGUUCGUGGUUCGAAGAUAGUGAAUCUCAGUCUCGGUGCCCGUCGGACGAUGACUCUGAGGACCAAGAAAUCCGCAGUUGCAACCGAUGGCAGCGUUCAAACUUCAGAUACAGUCCGGCCAUCGCAGCGAAUACACCUUCCCCACAAUUCUCUCUUCAUACUUGGCCCGGAGACCAAUCGACACUGGCUACAUGCCAUUCGAGCUGACAAGCGGCUGCCUUUUGAAAAGGACCCAACUGAGCUCGCCUUUGAUGGUGAGCGCAUCAGCUUGACCUUCAGACAUAUCGGGACGUUUAUCGACCCCAUCAACAAUACAAUCUGGGGCCAAGGGGCAACAGCCAAGACGCAUGAUGCGGCCGUGCCCUUGAAGACUGGUGCAGAAGCAGAGCGGGAAGGAGAGAUGAUGAUAAGAGCAUUUGGUCAGGAGAAUCACCGCAGCACUGAUUGGGAUUGGGAUGAGUGGUACGGCAAUGGCUUCGACGUCAUCAAUUUUGAAACAAAGCCGCCGGUAUGAAUGUAUGUUGCAGGUCGAGUUUGUGCUUGAACCACUCGCCGCCAGUAUCUUGAACUAUAGCAGCCCACCGGUCUUAAGCUUCCAGUGGAAGGAUCAACACCACUUCGGGCCCGACCAUCUAUAUCUUUGGGCCUCCUCACAACCACAACCUACCUCUUGGAAUCAGGGAAAGAAAACUCGACAUAGACCCAUUUUCAGAUGGGCACAGGACUUUUUGGCAUACAGAUAGUUUUCGAGUCAUUUGGGUGGUCGGUUAACAGCAUGAAGAGGGCCUUAGCGAUGGCGUCUCUUUUGGAGGAUCAAAACAUGUCAUGAAACAAAGAAACAGAAUGGCUGGGAAAAGGGACAGUUGAAUUGAUAUUGGGAUUUGCCACACGACAAACAAACUAACGGGUAGAACAUGACAGCAGGGUGUUGGAGGAGCGUUUCCUUUCUUAUCUUGGACAUCCUCUGCCGAAGGACAAGGCUUUACGUAUGCCUUUUGGUCUGUGCUUUUCAUGAUCAACGGGAAAUGGGCUAAGGAAUAGGGCAUGGAAGGACAUCACCACAUUGAAAUUGACAAGGACGGUCUUUGAUAAGCUUGGAUGCGAUGGACGGAUGGACAGCAAGCACGGCAAUUAGACAUGGUAGGGAUUGAAGUAGUCGGGAUCAACGGAACCCCCUUUUGAUGGUUUAUAUAUCUACGAUCUGGUACAACAAAAGAAGUUGGAUUCUGAAUAGUCAUUCAUUACUGUCCAUGUUGUUUCUGAUCUGCCCUGCUCAUGAGGAGAUCUCGGAAAC